Molecule: messenger RNA, 2894 nt
Organism: Jaculus jaculus (lesser Egyptian jerboa)
Lineage: Eukaryota; Metazoa; Chordata; Mammalia; Rodentia; Dipodidae
Gene: Dcbld1
Product: discoidin, CUB and LCCL domain containing 1
Exons: 11
Coding region: 74-1555 (493 amino acids)
Source: RefSeq, a predicted model, not a curated record
CCUCCGAACUCGCUGCGGGAGCCAGCGGCGGCGCGGAGCUCGUCGCGGGGAGUAAGAGCCCGCCCGCAGGGCGAUGGGGCUGGGCUUCGUGGCCCUGCUGCUGGCGGUCUGCGCUCCACUCCGGAUGCAGGCGGACAAGCCGGGUGAUGGCUGUGGGCACAUAGUGACCUAUCAGGACAGUGGCACAAUAACAUCCAAGAAUUAUCCAGGAACUUACCCCAAUCAUACUGUUUGUGAAAAAACCAUCACAGUCCCAAAGGGGAAGAGACUGAUUCUGAGGCUGGGAGAUUUGAAUAUUGAAUCUCAGACCUGUACUUCUGACUAUCUUCUUUUCACCAGCUCAUCAGAUCAAUAUGGUCCAUAUUGUGGGAAUAUGGCUGUUCCCAAGGAAUUCUUAGUGAACACAAACAAAGUGACUGUCCGCUUUGAGAGUGGAUCCCACAUUUCCGGUCGGGGUUUUUUGCUGACCUAUGCUAGCAGCGACCAUCCAGAUUUAAUAACAUGUUUGGAACGUGGUAGCCAUUAUUUCAAGACAAAGUACAGCAAAUUCUGCCCAGCUGGUUGUAGAGACAUAGCAGGAGACGUUUCUGGGAAUAUGAUAGAUGGCUACAGAGAUACCUCUUUAUUGUGCAAAGCUGCCAUUCAUGCAGGAAUAAUCACAGAUGAACUAGGUGGCCAGAUCAAUGUACUUCAGCUCAAAGGAAUAAGUCAUUAUGAAGGAAUCCUGGCUAAUGGUGUGCUCUCCAGGCAUGGCUCCCUGUCUGAAAAGUGCUUUCUGUUUACUGCCAAUGAAACGAAUGUUACAACAGUGGCUGUUCCAUUGGUGCUCCUUGUUGCCCUUCUUCUGGCUGGAAUGGGGAUCUUUACCGUCUUUAGAAAGAAGAGGAAGAAAGGAAAUCCAUAUGGAUCACCUGAGGCUCAGAAAUCAGACUGUUGGAAGCAGGUGAAAUUUCCCUUUGCCAGACAUCAGUCAGCUGAGUUCACCAUCAGCUAUGACAAUGAAAAGGAGAUGACACAAAAGCUGGAUCUUAUCACCAGUGAUAUGGCAGACUACCAGCAGCCUCUCAUGAUUGGUACUGGGACAGUUACAAGGAAGGGCUCCACCUUUCGGCCCAUGGAUACUGAGGCUGAAGAGUCCGGGACCAACCCUGGGGCCAGCGAUCACUAUGACUGCCCUCCCCACAUCACCCAUGAGUAUGCAAUGCCCUUGACCCACCCUGAGCCUGAGUAUGCCACGCCCAUCUUGGAGCGGCCCCUGCCAUGCAUGCACAUUUUCUCAGCACUUGGCUACCGAGUCCCUGGACCCCAGGCCAUGCAAAAACACUCCCUGUUCUCCCCUGCCACGGGUGUCACCACCCAGAGUUCAGACUAUCAGAUGCCCCAGAGCCCCAAGCCUGCAGACAGGGCCUAUGACAAGCCCACGGCCACAGCCACAGAGAGCAGAGACCCCACCCCACAAAAGCCACAGAUGAAGACUGCAGGGAAUGAUGGUUACUCUGCCCCCAGAAACUGCCUCCCACCCCUCAACCAGUCAGCCAUGACUGCUCUUCUGUGAACAUGAAAGGAAUGAAACCUGCUAUGCUGCUGAGCUAUGGCUGCUGCGAGUCACUGGAGGAAGGUUUGUGCAGGGACCCAGAGAUAACCUCACUCAUUGUUUACAAAACUGUGCAGCUGGUUUUGUCCUGAGUCUUCUGGCGAAAGCCAGUCUGCUAUCAAUGGGCUAGAAAAUGAAAACUUUCAAGUGACAUUUUCAUUGUUCUAACUGUGAUAGUGAGCUGCUUCAAUGUGAAAAAUGCAAUUUGUGUAGUUAUAUUUAACAACAAAGUGACUUAGGUUGCUCGGUCAGACAGUUCUUCACAGAGCUAACUGGAAAAUGCUUGGGUUAAUUUCUCCAUUACUAUUGGUUUUCUAAUAUUGUCCACAGCAGGCCUAUUUGAAACUCAUUUUGUGGCUCACUUUCUUUUCUUUGAUAACUAUAUCAGAAAUAUUUUUCCAUUCUCCUGGAAGAAAUGAGAUUACUUGAAAUAUGAAAAGCAUGUGGGAGUGUUUUGUUUAGUCACCUCAGUAGCUAUGUUUUCCUUAGACUAUUGCACAUAAGUCCGGUGGCCCAGCAUCCUAUAGCCUGCUGGGAACUUGCUGUGCCAGACCUGAAGGAAUGGGCUCUAAGGAACUGGCCUUCACAGUUGGCUUCCUCCUCACCACAAGCCUGGCAAACAUUAUGUAGUGUUCAGAUAUGAAUCUGACCUUACAAACUGCAAAGCCAAGUGCUGAGGCUUACCAGAAAGCAACAGUGUUGUCUCAACUUGUAAAGAAGGUGGCAUACCAUGGAGCCUUCAUUACUGUCAAAUGUUUCUGUGCCUCAGCUCAGAAACCCACACUUGUUAUAACUUUGUUCAGAAAUGGUGCAUGUUAGGGAGGUUCAUCAUCCCCUGGGGGAGGGGGAAGCCAUGUGAAAUGUGUUCUUACAAAAAUGACCAGUGCCAAGUCUAGUACUUUUCUGCUAAGAUGAUUGAUAACUGAAAAGCAAUUUUCUCCUGAAUGUGUGUCUGUAUUUCUAGAGUAGCUCUGACCUCAGCUGUACCUCAUGUUCACUGUUUGUUUUUUUUCUGAGUUUGCUUUGUGCAUUAACUGUGGUGGAUUCUUUUGCCAAAGAGGAAAGUAUAUGCUUUGUUUUUAAUUGAAAAUCUGAACCAAAAGAUACUUUCCUUAAAAAAUGUAUUAUGACCCUAUUUGUAUGAUUGCCACUUUCUAAAAAAUGUAUUUGUUAAAAUAGCAAGGGUGCUAGAAGGUCAUGGCAGGCAAACUAUUGAUUAUUGUAUAAGUUAAACUAUUUACUUUGUGGAGUUUACAUAAUUUUAUGUGUAUACUAAUUAUAAUAAAUAUGCCUAAUCAGA